Molecule: messenger RNA, 1828 nt
Organism: Zea mays
Lineage: Eukaryota; Viridiplantae; Streptophyta; Magnoliopsida; Poales; Poaceae
Exons: 6
Coding region: 765-1454 (229 amino acids)
Biological process (GO): regulation of DNA-templated transcription
Cellular component (GO): nucleus
Source: RefSeq, marked provisional
CACACCUGGCAACCUCCCUAGACCUGGAGCGCACGAGAGAGAGAUAGAAGAGAGACGGACCGACGACCGACGGCGAUCUCGAUCGGUAGGCAGCCGUUGCUUCUUCUUGCUUGGCGGGCGGGGCGGCCACCAUAGCCCUCUGUAGCUCUUGCCGGCUUUCCUUGUGCUCCUUGGAAUCUCGCCCUGCAUAUCUUGUACUACAGUAGCUAGCUCCUCUGCUACUGUAGAGCUACAGGCAAGAGGGAAGCAGGCAGCGACCGAGCUCUAGCUGCCGGCUGUGCGACUGCGAGCUAGAGAGAGAGAGAGAGGGUGCGGGCGACGGACGGAACGGAACAGAGGAGCCUAGUACUUGUUGUCCGCUGUCUUUCGUCCGUGCGACUGGACCUUAUUCCCUCACACCUGCAGCUUUGAGGCUCGGCCGUCACGUAGUAGUACGUGUACGUUUCAGGGAGGGAGCCUUCUGACCUCUUGUUCCCUUGCCGCCUUUUGGUCACCUCGGGCACCGCGAGGCGCAGCACCUGUGCUUCCUUCCGUCGUCUUCCUGCCUCCUCUUCUGUUCACCGCUCUGGCGCUCUCCUAUACUCUUCUCUCUCUCUCGCUGAGGCAGGCGGGGGCAGCCUUUCCUCCCCGGUCGCCAUCCUCGUUUAUAUACACACACCCUCUCUUGCCGAACCACUGCUCGCUUCUCUGCCUGCUUCUGCUUGAGUCGUGCCAGUGACCCGUGACCGUGACCGCGAGCUUCAGGGACGCGGGCGGCGGCGAUCAUGGCGUGGCGCGGCCCGCUCGGAGCCGGAGAGGAGGCCCUGGACAGCGGCCUCGAGCUCAGCCUCGGCCUCCCGGCCUACUUCGCCCGGCCUUCAGGUUUGGACGCCGCCAGGGAGGAGCCCGCCGAGGCCUCUGCCUACGCUAUCCAGGCCGCCAGUGGGAGCAAUGUCUCCAAGGCAAGGGUCAGGCCAGCGGGCGCGGCGCCGGUGGUGGGGUGGCCGCCGGUGCGGUCGUUCCGGAGGAACCUGGCCGCCUCCUCCUCCAGGCCGUCGUCGGGGAAACACACCCGCCAGGAGGGCAGCGCCAAGGACGGCCUGUUCGUGAAGAUCAACAUGGACGGCGUGCCGAUCGGGCGCAAGGUGGACCUCACGGCGUACGGCGGCUACGCCGACCUCUCCGCCGCCGUCGGCAAGCUCUUCCGCGGCCUGCUUGCCGCUCAGAGGGACCGAGCGGCCACGGCGGGUGGCGAGGAGGAGGAGGAGGGGGAGGGCCCCGUGAUCGGCGGCGACUACACGCUGGUGUACGAGGACGACGAGGGCGACAGGGUCCUUGCCGGCGACGUCCCCUGGGAGAUGUUCGUGGCCACCGCCAAGAGGCUGCGCGUGCUCAAGAGCUCCGACGUGCCGGCCUCGUCGGUGACGCUGGGAGCUGGGGGCCCGGAGAGGUCUGCAGCCGACUGCUGCUGCUGAAACGUGCUCUGCUUCGUCAGCUGCUUGUAAAAAGUCCCGAGUGGAGGAGACGAGGAGUGGCCCUAUCCCUGGCCUCUUUUUUGUGUGUUGCUCUUGCUGCCUUUCUGCUAGUGGUACUAGUAUUGGGUGCCAGUAAAAAGUAGGAGAACAAAGUCAUGACGGUAUUAAGGAUGUAAUGUGCAAGAUUAGCAGUGGUAGUAGUCGUAAGGUGUUUAAUGAAUCUACGGUCUCUGUUUUGGGGCAUAUUCGACCGUUUAAAGCUGUAUGCACGCGUCGAAUUUCGGUGUGGUUUCUGCAUGCCGGCCUUAAUGUUUUUCAGCUUUUGUUUGCACACGAACGCUUUAGAGCAAGUUUAAUAAUAGUUGGCUCUAACU